AUGCUUUCGUGGAACAAGUUUCCAAUUAAGGAAGUGGAACUUAGCUUGGCUAAGGUUCUCAGAUGCGGACAGACGUUCAGGUGGAAAAAUAUUAACAAUGUAUGGUCAUUUAGUCUCGAUGAUAAAGUGAUCUUUUUGAAGCAAGAUGAGUACAGUAUCCAUUAUUCGUGGAUCAUGAAGGAGGGUGUAUCUAGCAAGGACCGCUUUGAUACAUCCAGCGAUGUUUUGGGAUUUGUUCGUGAUUACUUCAACUUGAAUGUGAACCUUGAGCUGCUUUAUCAAGAUUGGUCACAUCGUAGUUCGCUAGUGAAGGCUGCUACUCAUGGCUCGGCAUUCCAGAGGUUUACAGGAAUCCGAAUUCUUCGCCAGGAUCCCUGGGAGACUUUGGUCUCAUUUAUCUGCUCUUCCAACAAUAACGUUAAACGCAUAUCCAAAAUGUGCGACAGCUUAUGCACUGAAUUUGGAACCUACAUCGCUACUCAUGGAGGUGUCGACUACUACUCCUUUCCCACGGCCCAAGCGCUUAGUUCUCUGCCUUCCGUGGAGACAAAGCUUCGAGAAUUGGGGUUUGGUUAUCGUGCAAAGUACAUCUACCAAACAGCAUUGAUGUUGACUGACCCCGACAACCCAGAUUUGUCUCUUGCCAAGUUGUACGACUUACGUCUUGAAAGCUACGAGGCCUGCUCGGAGUUUCUCAUACAACUCUCUGGCGUGGGUCCAAAAGUGGCUGAUUGUAUCUGUCUUAUGGCUCUAGACAAGCAUGACGUUGUGCCUGUGGACACUCAUGUGUACCAGAUUGCAAUCCGUGACUACAAGUACAAGGGUAAGCGUGACCUCAAGACUAUGAACAAGAAGGUAUAUGAAGAUAUAAGGACAUUUUUCAAGAACAUUUUUGGACCGUACGCCGGCUGGGCCCAGUCUGUGUUGUUCACUUCUGACUUGUCCGAUCUCAAUAAUGGCAUCAACGAAACUACUGUGUCUGUGAAGCAAGAGGUGAAGGAGACCAGCGACAUGAAAUUGGAUUUAAAAGAAGAAAUCAAGGUUGAACAGAAAGGAGGGAAAAAGAGGACGACGAAGGUGAUGAGGGAAAUUCAAAAUGUACCAAUUGCUGGAUUCAAGGACGUACAUGCUAGUCACGUGGAAAGUGCGGAGGAUACAAAAUCUUUCGCAGAGGCAUACAAGAGGCAAAAGGUAAGUAGCUAG
Meyerozyma guilliermondii ATCC 6260 is the source of this 1203-nucleotide messenger RNA. RefSeq names its product 8-oxoguanine glycosylase (gene OGG1). The record is from RefSeq and is a predicted model, not a curated record. Gene Ontology annotation, biological process: base-excision repair, AP site formation; base-excision repair; nucleotide-excision repair. Gene Ontology annotation, cellular component: nucleus. The coding region runs from base 1 to 1203 and encodes 400 amino acids. Lineage: Eukaryota; Fungi; Ascomycota; Pichiomycetes; Serinales; Debaryomycetaceae. The transcript has a single exon. Gene Ontology annotation, molecular function: damaged DNA binding; 8-oxo-7,8-dihydroguanine DNA N-glycosylase activity.